Messenger RNA from Neoarius graeffei (lesser salmon catfish), 1383 nucleotides. RefSeq names its product cholinergic receptor, nicotinic, beta 5a (gene chrnb5a). Gene Ontology annotation, cellular component: postsynaptic membrane; neuron projection; synapse. The transcript has 5 exons. The record is from RefSeq and is a predicted model, not a curated record. Gene Ontology annotation, molecular function: acetylcholine-gated monoatomic cation-selective channel activity; transmembrane signaling receptor activity. NCBI's taxonomy places the organism in Eukaryota, Metazoa, Chordata, Actinopteri, Siluriformes, Ariidae. The coding region runs from base 58 to 1383 and encodes 441 amino acids. Gene Ontology annotation, biological process: chemical synaptic transmission; nervous system process; monoatomic ion transmembrane transport.
UGUGUAUUUUUUGUGUGUGUUUUAGGUUCCUUAUCAGCUAAUGCUGAAGAGAGGUUGAUGGAAUUUCUUCUCAGUCCAGAUCACUACAAUAAGCUAAUCAGACCGGCGAUAAAUAAAAGUCAGCAAGUCACGAUUGGCAUCAAAGUGUCCCUGGCUCAGCUGAUCAGCGUGAACGAGAGGGAACAGAUCAUGACGACUAAUGUGUGGCUCACACAGGAGUGGAAUGACUACAGACUCGUCUGGGACCCAGACAAGUACGACGGCCUCCAAAAAUUACGAAUCCCCUCCCAUCACAUCUGGCUUCCUGAUAUCGUGCUCUACAACAAUGCGGACGGUGUGUAUGAAGUCUCAUUCUACAGCAACGUUGUUGUCUCCAACACGGGUGACAUCUUCUGGCUUCCUCCGGCCAUCUACAGGAGCGCCUGCGCCAUUGAGGUCCGCAACUUUCCCUUUGACCAGCAGAACUGCACGCUGAAGUUCCGCUCAUGGACGUAUGACCACACCGAGCUCGACCUUGUGCUGAUCUCUGACUUCGCUAGCCGUGACGACUACACACCCAGUGGCGAGUGGGACAUCGUGUCUUUGCCGGGCCACAAGAACGAAGACCCAGACGACGCCACCUACAUGGACAUCACGUACUACUUCGUGAUCCGACGCAAGCCGCUGUUCUACACCAUCAACCUCAUCAUCCCGUGCGUGCUCAUCACUUCUCUCGCAGUUCUUGUCUUCUACUUGCCGUCAGACUGCGGUGAGAAGAUGACUCUGUGCAUCUCUGUGCUACUGGCCCUCACCGUCUUCCUGUUACUGAUCUCCAAGAUUGUUCCGCCCACCUCGGUGGCUGUGCCACUCAUUGGCAAGUACCUGAUGUUCACCAUGGUGCUGGUGACCUUCUCCAUCGUGACGAGUGUAUGUGUGCUUAACGUGCAUCACCGCUCACCGUCCACACACCACAUGCCUGCCUGGGUGCAGCGUAUCUUCCUACACCAGCUGCCCGUCUUCCUGCUCAUGCGGCGACCAGGUCGAUCUAACAUGCGUGAAAGAUUUCGGAGGAAAAACCGGAGCAAGUCGUUCUCUGGCGACACGUUCGCUCUGGGGGCCUGGAGGAUGGCCGAGCUGCCUGAGGGCUCAGAGUUGGGGCAGAGGGUCAGAAUCAGGCGUGACACAGAGGUGGAUGCAGCCAUAGAGGGCGUGCGGUUCAUCGCUGAACACAUGAAAAGCGAGGAUGAUGAUGAAGGGGUCAUUGAGGACUGGAAGUAUGUCGCCAUGGUGAUUGACCGUUUGUUUCUCUGGGUCUUCAUCCUGGUGUGUCUGAUCGGAACGCUCGGCCUCUUCGUCCAGCCGCUAUUCCAGAGCUACAACACACCUGUAGCAAGCGAUGAGUGA